AUGUCUGGGGAUUUUGUGUGGAUUGGUCUGCGCCGGGAAAAACUGUGGUCUGAUGGGAGCUCCUCUCUGUUUCGACACUGGGCCAAUGGGCAACCGGACGGCCCGGUACAAUGUGCCACCACAGACUUCCUUGACUCAGGGCAGUGGACAGAUGAACACUGCUCCCUGAGUUUCCCAUUCAUCUGUUACACAGCAACUCCUCUGAAUGCAGGAAGCUUCAGAUCAACAGGACAAAAUGAGACCAGUAUCACUCUGCAGUGGAGUAAAGUGAACAAUGUCAGCUAUAUUCUCCAGUUAAAUGGUGCAGAGACGAACAUCAGUGCACCAGUUGGAGAUGGACCAGUAACUCACACAGUCUCAUCUCUCACUGCUGGAACUGAAUACACAUUCACUCUCUUCUCUGUGUUUGAGACCGUCAGAAGCAGUGGAGUAAACAUUACUGCAGUCACUGCUCCUUUGAAUGCAGGAAGCCUCAGAUCAACAGGACAAAAUGAGACCAGUAUCACUCUGCAGUGGAGUAAAGUGAACAAUGUCACCUAUAUUCUCCAGUUAAAUGGUGCAGAGACAAACAUCAGUGCACCAGAUGGAGAUGGACCAGUAACUCACACAGUCUCAUCUCUCACUGCUGGAACUGAAUACACAUUCACUCUCUUCUCUGUGUUUGAGACCAUCAGAAGCAGUGGAGUAAACAUUACUGCAGUCACUGCCCCUCAAAAUGCAGGAAGCUUCAGAUCAACAGGACAAAAUGAGACCAGUAUCACUCUGCAGUGGAGUAAAGUGAACAAUGUCAGCUAUAUUCUCCAGUUAAAUGGUGCAGAGACAAACAUCAGUGCACCAGAUGGAGAUGGACCAGUAACUCACACAGUCUCAUCUCUCACUGCUGGAACUGAAUACACAUUCACUCUCUUCUCUGUGUUUGAGACCGUCAGAAGCAGUGGAGUAAAUAUUACUGCAGUCACUGCCCCUCAAAAUGCAGGAAGCUUCAGAUCAACAGGACAAAAUGAGACCAGUAUCACUCUGCAGUGGAGUAAAGUGAACAAUGUCAGCUAUAUUCUCCAGUUAAAUGGUGCAGAGACAAACAUCAGUGCACCAGAUGGAGAUGGACCAGUAACUCACACAGUCUCAUCUCUCACUGCUGGAACUGAAUACACAUUCACUCUCUUCUCUGUGUUUGAGACCGUCAGAAGCAGUGGAGUAAAUAUUACUGCAGUCACUGCUCCUUUGAAUGCAGGAAGCUUCAGAUCAACAGGACAAAAUGAGACCAGUAUCACUCUGCAGUGGAGUAAAGUGAACAAUGUCAGCUAUAUUCUCCAGUUAAAUGGUGCAGAGACAAACAUCAGUGCACCAGAUGGUGAUGGACCAGUAACUCACACAGUCUCAUCUCUCACUGCUGGAACUGAAUACACAUUCACUCUCUUCUCUGUGUUUGAGACCGUCAGAAGCAGUGGAGUAAAUAUUACUGCAGUCACUGCUCCUUUGAAUGCAGGAAGCUUCAGAUCAACAGGACAAAAUGAGACCAGUAUCACUCUGCAGUGGAGUAAAGUGAACAAUGUCAGCUAUAUUCUCCAGUUAAAUGGUGCAGAGACAAACAUCAGUGCACCAGAUGGUGAUGGACCAGUAACUCACACAGUCUCAUCUCUCACUGCUGGAACUGAAUACACAUUCACUCUCUUCUCUGUGUUUGAGACCGUCAGAAGCAGUGGAGUAAAUAUUACUGCAGUCACUGCUCCUUUGAAUGCAGGAAGCUUCAGAUCAACAGGACAAAAUGAGACCAGUAUCACUCUGCAGUGGAGUAAAGUGACCAAUGUCAGCUAUAUUCUCCAGUUAAAUGAUGCAGAGACAAACAUCAGUGCACCAGAUGGAGAUGGACCAGUAACUCACACAGUCUCAUCUCUCACUGCUGGAACUGAAUACACAUUCACUCUCUUCUCUGUGUUUGAGACCAUCAGAAGCAGUGGAGUAAAUAUUACUGCAGUCACUGCUCCUUUGAAUGCAGGAAGCUUCAAAUCAACAGGACAAAAUGAGACCAGUAUCACUCUGCAGUGGAGUAAAGUGAACAAUGUCAGCUAUAUUCUCCAGUUAAAUGGUGCAGAGACAAACAUCAGUGCACCAGAUGGUGAUGGACCAGUAACUCACACAGUCUCAUCUCUCACUGCUGGAACUGAAUACACAUUCACUCUCUUCUCUGUGUUUGAGACCAUCAGAAGCAGUGGAGUAAAUAUUACUGCAGUCACUGCUCCUUUGAAUGCAGGAAGCUUCAGAUCAACAGGACAAAAUGAGACCAGUAUCACUCUGCAGUGGAGUAAAGUGAACAAUGUCAGCUAUAUUCUCCAGUUAAAUGGUGUAGAGACAAACAUCAGUGCACCAGAUGGUGAUGGACCAGUAACUCACACAGUCUCAUCUCUCACUGCUGGAACUGAAUACACAUUCACUCUCUUCUCUGUGUUUGAGACCGUCAGAAGCAGUGGAGUAAAUAUUACUGCAGUCACUGUCUCAGCUCCUCUGAAUGCAGGAAGCUUCAGAUCAACAGGACAAGACGAGACCAGUAUCACUCUGCAGUGGAGUAAAGUGAACAAUGUCAGCUAUAUUCUCCAGUUAAAUGGUGCAGAGACAAACAUCAGUGCACCAGAUGGAGAUGGACCAGUAACUCACACAGUCUCAUCUCUCACUGCUGGAACUGAAUACACAUUCACUCUCUUCUCUGUGUUUGAGACCGUCAGAAGCAGUGGAGUAAACAUUACUGCAGUCACUGCUCCUUUGAAUGCAGGAAGCUUCAGGUCAACAGGACAAGAUGAGACCAGUAUCACUCUGCAGUGGAGUAAAGUGAACAAUGUCAGCUAUAUUCUCCAGUUAAAUGGUGCAGAGACAAACAUCAGUGCACCAGAUGGAGAUGGACCAGUAACUCACACAGUCUCAUCUCUCACUGUUGGAACUGAAUACACAUUCACUCUCUUCUCUGUGUUUGAGACCGUCAGAAGCAGUGGAGUAAACAUUACUGCAGUCACUGGUAAGACUAUUUUCUUUAUUAUUAUACACUGAAACAUGGUGGUAAAACAAAAAUAUUGUUAACAGCUAUAAUAUUCACUCACUGUAUCU
Molecule: messenger RNA, 3096 nt
Organism: Centropristis striata (black sea bass)
Lineage: Eukaryota; Metazoa; Chordata; Actinopteri; Perciformes; Serranidae
Product: receptor-type tyrosine-protein phosphatase H-like
Exons: 12
Coding region: 1-3039 (1012 amino acids)
Molecular function (GO): protein binding
Source: RefSeq, a predicted model, not a curated record